CCAGAGCGGUGAUUGUCGCAAGGUGCGCGAAAUUGGCCCAGUGUCCCAAAACGAAGCCCUUUACAGCUGCUUUUCUAACUAAUAGUAUAUAAAUAAGUUUUAUUGAAGUUGUUGCGGUGACAACGUCAUCUCUGGCCUCCGUUGGCCUCAGUGGGAUGCCAAAGGCCGGUCGCAACCUGCGUCACGAGGGGCCGAUCCACCUGCGUCAACGCCGUCCUCACCCGCCAUCACCCGCGCUCACCCGGCUUCAACCGCAGCGCCGUACAUGGCGCUUUGUGGUAUACAAGGCCAUGGCUUUACUGGCAUGUCAUACACAGUCCAAGCGCCAGCAAGAGUGAAUAAUACAACAAGAAUCGCAAGCGCACACUACUGAAGAAGAGCGCCGACUCUUUGCAAGCUUAGCUCAAGCUAUCUCCCUGGACCUAGCUGCAUCACACAGCCUCAUCCACCCCGCCUGUGCACACGCGACGACUCCGACUCCGUCGCUCCGACGAUCCGGCAACUUUACAGCAUUACGCGCAUACACCCCCAAACACCGGCCAGCAUGUCGACGGCCAGCGGCUCCAGCAGCCGCGGCGGCGUCGAUGUCGAUGUCGAGGCUGGCGAUGCCUCCGGCUACGACAGCAUGGGCAAGGCGGGCUUCCGCACCUCGCCCUCCGCCUCCUCAGGGGCCGGCGGCUCGCAGGGUCUGCGCAUUCUCAUGAAGGACCUCACCUACACCGUCCCCUCCAACACCAAGAAGGGCGAGGUCGCGCACCUGCUCCGCGACGUGAGCGCCUUCCUGGAGCCUGGCCAAAUGACUGCACUGAUGGGCCCCAGUGGCAGCGGCAAGACCACGCUGCUAGAUCUGUUGGCCGGGCGCAAGACGGUGGGCAAGACCGAGGGUCACCUCAGCUUUGGCGGAGUGACACCCACCAAGCAGUUCCUGCGCCGCUACACAGGAUACGUCGAACAGUUUGACACGCUGCUGGGCGACUUGACGGUGCGUGAGAUGCUGCUGUACACGGCGGAGCUCAAGAGGCCCACCAGCGAGCCGCUGGCGGACAAGCGGGACGCGGUGGACGUGUUGCUGAAGCGACUGGCUCUGACGCAGUGCGCGGACGUGCGCAUCGGCGACCCGCUGUCCAAGGGCAUCAGCGGUGGACAGGCCAAGCGCACCAACAUCGGCAUCGCGCUCAUCUCCAACCCGCGUGUGCUGUUCCUGGAUGAGCCCACCUCGGGCCUGGACAGCUACACCGCCAACGAGGUGAUGAAGGUGGUGCGCGGCCUGACCUCCGACGGCACCACCAUCUGCGCCACCAUCCACUCGCCCACCGCCGCCACCUUCGCGCUGUUUGACCGCGUUAUGCUGCUGGUACGCGGCCAGGUGGUUUACUUCGGCCCCCAGGGCCUGCCCGCGCUGGAAUUCGCUGCGGCUGAGUGGGGCCCCGCCGCCGCCGGCAGCGCGUCAGAGCUCCUGGCGCUGCACCGCGCCGCCAGCGCCGCCGCGCCCCUUGCCAUCGAGGCCGCCGCCUCCGCUACCGACCAGUCAACAGUAAAGGCGGCGGCGACCUCGUCGGUCGCGGCCCUGGCGUUCAACGAUGCGGAGGUGCUGGUGGAGGCGGUGACGGAGGCGGACCACAGGGGAGAGGCGGCGGGUUUGGCAGCGGCGUACGCUAAGAGCCGCCUGGCACAGGACAACGCGCGGCAGAUAGAAGUGUACAUGGCUGAGGGCGCCGCCGGCCGCGGCGGCAUGGGCGGCGGCUCCAGGCCCUCCGGCAUGUGCCGCGUCGCCACGGCCCUGGGCGUGAGCAAGUGCGGCAACGGCAAGAGCGCCUCCAGCAACAAGGCGGCCCCCGAGGCCGCCGCUGCUGCUACUCCUGCUACUGCCGAUGUGGAGCUGGGGGCGGCUGGUGCUACAGCCGGCGGUGAGCAGCAGCUGGUGCGUCAGCGCACGUCGUCGCCCUUCGCGGCGGUCAGCACCGCCAACACGUCCUCGGCUCUAUCGGUGUCGGAGCAGGUGGCCAAGGAGCUGGCCACGCGCAGUGAGACGGUGACGCCCUGGUACUGGGGCCUGUGGACACUGCUCAAGUAUCGCUCCACCAAGAACUACUGCAACCCGGGCUGGUUGGGCCCGCGCAUCGCGGACAAGCUCUUGAUCAGCCUCAUCAUCCUGACGCUGUAUCUUGGCAUCGGCGACAACUUCGCGCCGGACAACCUGAUCAACAUCCAGUCCGCGCUGUUCAUGUGGGCGCUGCUGCCCGCCUUCGGAGCCGCCAGCUACGUACCCGCCAUCGUGCUAGAGCGCCGGCUGUUCGUGCGCGAGCGCGCCGACGGCCUGUACCGCGUCUUCACCUACCUCGCCGCCAAGCUGGUCGAGGAGCUCGUCCUGUCCAUCAUCAUCACGCUCAUCUUCUCCAGCUACGUCUUCUACGGCGUGCAGCUCAAGGGCGCCUGGGUAGUUUUCUGGCUCAUCUACUUCAUCGACCUGUCUGUGGGCAUCGUGCUCGCCUACCUGGUCGCGGCGCUCAGCCCCAACAUGGACGUCGCCAACGCCGCGCUGCCGGGCUUUGUGGUGACGUUGCUGUUCUUCGCGGGCCAGCUCAUCACAGUGGACUCCAUCCCGCCCUGGUGGCAGUGGUACUCGCGCAUCGACCCCCUGCGCUACGCCUGGGGUGCGCUCAUGAUCAACCAGUUUGAGGACAACAAUGUCAUCCUGGCCGGCGACCAGACCAUCCUGGAGUACUACAGCCUGUCUGGCGUGGACAAGUGGGCCUAUGUUGGCUACCUGAGCCUGUUCUGGAUCGUGUUCGCCACGCUGGCGCUGCUGGCGCUCACGUUCGUGCACCACCAGAAGAGGUAGAUGGAUAGAUGGAUUGGCGGAUACCGUUGGUGCAUAGAUGGGUAGACGGUUGGAAGUGGACGGGGGCGGAUCGGAGGGAAAGGGAUAGGUGACAGCAGAGCCCUUGCUCGGGCGCAAGGGUGCGCCUCACUGCUCACGGCUUGGGGUGCACGGCACUUUCAUUGGUGCGUGGUGCAGUCUUGCUGUGUGUCUAGAGACGGGUCAUGGGGUGAUGGGGCAGGUAGGACAAGCGUAAGCGUUUGGAAAAUGGAGGGCUUGAAUGUCUGAGCUCAUCCAUGUGUACAAGAACAGAAAUACUGUCAAGUUUUGUGUCAUUGAUUGCUGAUUCGUUUGUGGUAUUGUUCAAUUAUUGUUGUUCGGGCAUUGCAUCGCACUCGAGGGGCUGGGUGGUUCAUUGGGGUUGGGACCGGGUAUCCCAGCUUGUAUCCCAGGGGUUGUGCGCGGGGAGCAAGCGGCGGGGGCUGCAGAUGCUGAAGCGCGUGCUAGGCUGCCUAUCUGUCUCGAAGAUGCUUCAAGACUGUGUGAACGUUGCUUCACGAUAUUAUGGGGUGGUUUAUGCUGGCUGCACGCACCAUACACCAUACAGCUACUAACAUUCGUCACACUUGCACCCAAGUGUGCGCGAGGGAAUCCAUGUAACAAUAUCUUGGCUUGAUAUGCGCUGACUUAUCGCAGCGCAGUGGAGAUAAGUCUAGUUAUUGCGACGUAACUGCCGUGUUGCGUUAGAGUCACGCACGGCGCAGGACGCUCGGGUACGUGCCUGUGCAUGGGGCCGAACCGAGCUGGGUCUUGUACGCGUCAGGAGCACACGGCGCCUUAUCUGCCGUUGUGCUUCUGUACUGUAUUUCGGAUCGUCCCUCUGCCGGGACGGUGACCUCAGUGUGUCGCACUUAAACGUUCCCUACAUUUCUGGACUUUCUUUGCAAUCCUAUACCUGGUUCUAACUAUACUUUACCAUGUCUGGACCGAAUAAGCGUUUAAUAUACACUCAGACGGAGUUGCAGCGCUUUGUUGCGCGAUCCUGCUCAAUGGAACCCCUUAGCUUGAUCACGCUCGCUCUCUGAUCGUAAGGGAAUGCCCUUCGACGCUUCUCUGGCGCUUUGGACCACGCUUUGGUUCGGGGGCCGCAUUCGGGAGCAAAUCGGAGCAGAGCGGAGCUUUCAAGCGGAGCAAAGGCGCGCGAAGCGUUGCGGACAAGGCGUUCGGCAAGUCACUGAAAGCAAAAGGGCAUGCACAGCUGUGCGGGCGGGCUACUUGCUUGCCAUGCGCGGUCCUGCUUGCCGUGCCUUCGUGUCUACCCGUCGCUUUACAGUUCACAGCUUUGUGCAAUACCUUUCAUCUUCCAUCGUGCCACCCCCACCUCCCCAAGACCUCAGGGCUUUUGGCGCGGUACUUCUCCUGUCUGCCUAUCCAGGCCGCAGGGCCCGCGUGCCCUUGGGGAAAGGGCGUGUGUGCCGUUGGGAUCCGGCCUGUGCGCCGCAAGCAACGGGCUUUGCGCCCUUGCCUUAUGGACAAUGGAUGGCAUACGUGCCCUUAUGAUACGGCCUGUGUGCCGCAAGCAAUGGGCUCCGCGCCCUUGCUUUAUGGACAAUGGACGGCAUACGUGCCCUUAUGAUACGGCCUGUGCGCCGCAAGCAACGGGCUCCGCGCCCUUGCUUUAUGGACAAUGGACGGCAUACGUGCCCUUAUGAUACGGCCUGUGUGCCGCAAGCAAUGGGCUCCGCGCCCUUGCUUUAUGGACAAUGGACGGCAUACGUGCCCUUAUGAUACGGCCUGUGCGCCGCAAGCAACGGGCUCCGCGCCCUUGCUUUAUGGACAAUGGACGGCAUACGUGCCCUUAUGAUACGGCCUGUGUGCCGCAGGCAACGGGCUCCGCGCCCUUGCUUCACGGACAAUGGACGGCAUACGUGCCCCUACGAUACGGCCUGUGCGCCGCAAGCAACGGGCUCCGCGCCCUUGCUACAUGGACAAUUUACGGCGUACGUGCCCUCAUAAUACGGCCUGUGCGCCGCAGGCAACGGGCUCCGCGCCCUUGCUUCAUGGACACUUCACGGCGUACGUGCCCUCAUGAUACGGCCUGUGUGCCGCAGGCAACGGGCUCCGCGCCCUUGCUUCAUGGACAAUGCGCCGCGUACGUGUUCUUAUGAUACGGCCUGUGCGCCGCAAGCAACGGGCUCUGCACCCUUGUUUUAUGGACAAUUCACGGCAUACGUGCCCGUAUGAUGUGACCUGUGUGCCGCAAGCAACAGCUCACCCUUGCUUUUGGGUAAUAGAUGGCAUACGUGCCCUUAUGAUACGACCUGUGUGCCGCAAGCAACGGGCUCCACACUCUUGCGUUGUGGAUUAUAGACGGCAUUGAAAUGCUUACGUGCCUUCGUUGUACAUGCCUUUGCGUUGUGGACAAUGUGUGGUCUGAGCGCCACGUUCGGAUACGGCGUGUGUGCCGCCAGCAACAGGCUUUGCGCCUCGCAUCAUGUGUCUUGCGAUAUUGCCCGUGUGCCGCAUGCAAUUAUGCUGCCUGCCCUGUCGUUAUGGACGCUUCGACUUGUUGCGUGCCCUGCUGCGUGCCCUGUCGCAAUACGCCUUGAGUGUGCCGUGCACGGCAAGCCUGCGCCUCGCUAUUGCUUCGUGUUGACAACGGAGCGG
This is a messenger RNA of Chlamydomonas reinhardtii, 5488 nucleotides long. RefSeq lists its product as uncharacterized. Gene Ontology annotation, cellular component: membrane. The transcript has 14 exons. The record is from RefSeq and is a predicted model, not a curated record. The coding region runs from base 545 to 2842 and encodes 765 amino acids. Lineage: Eukaryota; Viridiplantae; Chlorophyta; Chlorophyceae; Chlamydomonadales; Chlamydomonadaceae. Gene Ontology annotation, molecular function: ABC-type transporter activity; ATP binding; ATP hydrolysis activity.